CUAACUCACGCAUCACGCAUGUCGCAUUAAUAGGAUAGGAAGUUAGGGACAAAUAAAAAUCAAAUUUUGCGCCACCCAUUUCAAACGGCCGACGAAUUCAAUUCCCCAAAUCGGGAAUUCUUGAGAAGGGCCGACGUCUGCCAUGGCGUUCGCAGCCGUAGCUUCUUCUCCGUCCUCUCUUUCUCUCUUCCCCACCGGCCGCAGCAGCAGCUGGACGUCUAUCCACAAGCUCAACAAUGGCUCCUGCGCCAAAAAGACCUACAGUCUCACAGUCAAAUCCUCACUGGAUGACAAAACCCCUAAAUCGACCGCCGAUAAGCAGAGCUCCUGGGUCAGUCCCGACUGGCUCACUUCCCUGACUCGGUCCCUAACUCUCGGUGGCAGAAACGACGAUUCCGGCAUCCCCGUAGCCAGCGCGAAGCUAGAGGACGUUAGCGACCUCCUCGGCGGAGCUCUCUUCCUUCCUUUGUUCAAAUGGAUGAACGAGUACGGACCCAUUUACCGUCUGGCCGCCGGCCCCCGGAAUUUCGUGAUUGUUAGUGACCCGGAGAUAGCCAAACACGUUUUGAGGAAUUACGGUACUAAGUAUGCGAAGGGGCUCGUAGCUGAGGUCUCCGAGUUCCUCUUUGGGUCCGGUUUCGCCAUUGCCGAAGGCCAGUUGUGGACGGCGAGGCGGAGGGCGGUGGUUCCAUCGCUGCACAAGAGGUAUCUAUCUGUGAUUGUCGACAAGGUGUUCUGCAAAUGUGCUCAGAGAAUGGUGGACAAGCUACAAGCUGAUGCUAUAAGUGGCAAUGGUGUCAACAUGGAAGCCAAGUUCUCCCAGUUGACUCUCGAUGUAAUUGGGUUGUCAGUGUUUAACUAUAACUUCGACUCUCUGAAUACUGAUAGCCCAGUGAUAGAUGCUGUCUACACUGCUCUGAAAGAAGCAGAAGCUCGUUCCACUGAUCUGUUGCCAUAUUGGAAGAUUAAGCCUCUGUGUAAGGUGAUACCAAGACAAGUGAAAGCUGAAAGAGCUGUUACUGUUAUAAGGCAAACUGUGGAAGAGCUGAUCGCGAAGUGUAAAGAAAUUGUGGAAAGUGAGGGUGAGAGGAUAGAUGGGGAGGAAUAUAUUAAUGAUGCUGAUCCGAGCAUUCUUCGGUUUUUGCUUGCUAGCAGAGAAGAGGUUUCGAGUGUACAAUUACGAGAUGAUCUCUUAUCAAUGUUAGUUGCUGGACAUGAGACAACAGGAUCAGUAUUGACCUGGACAUUGUACCUUCUGAGCAAGGACUCUUCUUCAUUGACGAAGGCACAACAAGAGGUCGAUCAAGUAUUAGAAGGAAGACCGCCUACCUAUGAAGAUGUAAAGAAUCUAAAGUUUUUGAUGCUCUGCAUACUUGAGUCUAUGCGCCUCUAUCCACAUCCUCCUGUACUACUGAGACGGGCUGAAGUUCCUGAUGUGCUUCCAGGCGAUUACAAGGUCAAUCCUGGUCAAGACAUGAUGAUUUCAGUGUAUAAUAUCCAUCAUUCCUCUAAGGUGUGGGAUAGAGCAGAAGAGUUCAUCCCAGAGAGAUUCGGCACAGAAGGCCCUUUACCAAAUGAAUCAAACACAGAUUACAGGUUCAUUCCAUUCAGUGGAGGACCGCGUAAAUGUGUUGGUGACCAGUUUGCUCUACUGGAAGCCAUCGUUGCCCUUACGAUCUUCCUCCAAAACAUGGAUUUCAAGCUUGUCCCAGAUCAGAAAAUCAACAUGACCACCGGAGCAACUAUACACACCACUAACGGAUUGUACAUGAAACUCAGCCAGAGGCAAAGUAAGCAAGCAUCGUUAGCUUCAUCAUCAUCUUCUUCUUCAAGGUAAAUCACAGAAUUGUACAUAAUAUACUCUACUCAUAUCUAUACCUGUAAGCGUGGUAGUUCGCUGAAACUGGAGAUGCAUUCCUGCCAUUUGUCUCUUCCUGAUCGAUCAUAAGUGAUCAAAGGAAGAACUUCCUAUAUGAUUCUCUUCGAUAAGUAGUAGCAUCAUUGAGUUUUGCUUGCCUAGUAGCCACUAGUGCUCUGAAGCUCAUUGAGUGAGGAGUUGCUUUCUUGCGGCAUUAGAAUCUCUGGUGAGUUCCUUCACCUUCCGAAUUGGAAGAAUGAAGAAUCAAUCCCCUGCCCCUCUGCAAUCUCCGGUGGCCUAGGCGAUCUCUCGUUGCCAUCAACGGCAGCAAUGUAGCUCCUUCUGGAUCGCUUUUCUCGCUUUGAUUGAGGUAUCAAGCGUGAAAUGAUAUCAUGGAUAUUCCUCAUUAUGGUCUUAUUAUUAAUACGAUUUAGACGCUUGUCGUCGACUUUCUAAAAAAUAAAAGCGUGAAAUGAUAAAAUGUCAGGCAAACGUUGAGUAAUAAAUGGAUUUCAAAAUG
Linum trigynum is the source of this 2378-nucleotide messenger RNA. NCBI's taxonomy places the organism in Eukaryota, Viridiplantae, Streptophyta, Magnoliopsida, Malpighiales, Linaceae. The record is from the annotation of a GenBank genome assembly.